AUGAGUUCGCAUUCCCUUCAUCUGGCCGACCUGGUCAAUGAAAGUCUCGACUUUCCGGCACGCAUAGCGUCCGUACGUGUCGACGGCGCCCUCCACACGCGCAAGACUUUUCUCGCUUCCUUGAUUGAUACUUAUCUUCCCCAUGACCAACCAUCGAAUUUAGCAUCCGUUCUUCGCACCACGCGAGAAAUCAGCCAUAUCCUUCAGCGCACUGAUGUUUUCAAGUCGAUAGACGUCAAGUUGGAACGCAGUCGCGCAGCUUUGGCGGGAGAGAGCGAUGUCGACGUCAUCUUCACUACACAAGAAAGGGGUAGAUUCUACGUGAAAACCUCAACUGAAGUGGGGAAUAACGAAGGCUCAGCAAACGCAACAGGACGCAUUCGUAACGCAUUCGGUGGAGCAGAGGUGCUCGAGGCGAACGUCUCUGUUGGGACGAAAACACGUCGCUCUUUCCAUGCGACAUUGUCUGCGCCGGUCACAUCGACUCUCAAAACCUUUGGCGACGUCUCUGUAUUUGCCUUGGACAGAGAUUACACCGGCCAUGCGAGUUGUACCGAGGGGUUGCGUGGGGUUAAGGCGACAUUGAAGAGCGGUUCGCCAUCGACAGGACAACACGAGGUAGGCUAUGAAGCAGUCCUCAGGCAUGUCGGAAAUCUAAUGCCCUCUGCGUCUAUCAGUAUGAGAGAGGCUACCGGCCAAUCAAUCAAGUCCUCUGUCUUCCAUACCUGGAUCCGGGAUACCCGAGACGCAAAAUUCCCUAGCAGCCGAGGAUAUUUUACAAAGCUGUUCCACGAGCUCGCCGGUCUGGGCGGUGAUGUUUCAUUCUACAAGACCGAAGCCGAAACUCGGAUAUCUCGUCCUCUCUUGCCAGGCCUCUCUCUCUCGCUUUCUGGCCGUGCUGGACUGCUUUAUAGCCUGAAAGGCCUUUCCCGUUUCUCGGAUCGUUUCCAGUUAGGGGGCCCGCUCAGUGUUCGCAUGUUCCGCGCGAAUGCCAUGGGCCCCCGUGAUGGCUCCGACGCUGUUGGCGGUGAUGUAUACUGGGCAGCUGGACUUAACUUGACAUCGACCAUUCCUCGCAGGACACAAUGGCCACUGCGAGCGCAGCUUUUCGUCAAUGCCGGCCAAUUACAAGCGCUGCAGCCUUCCAAGACAUUAUCCAGGAAUCUAUCAACUUGCGCUUUGCAACCAUCCGUAUCUGUGGGGGUGGGGCUCGUGUACUUGUUUGACCCACUCAAGGUCGAACUUAAUUUCGGCGUGCCGCUGGUCGCAGCAAGGUCGGAUGGUUGCAGAAAAGGUUUUCAGAUCGGGAUGGGUCUCGAAUUCUUAUAG
This is a messenger RNA of Heterobasidion irregulare TC 32-1, 1329 nucleotides long. RefSeq lists its product as uncharacterized. NCBI's taxonomy places the organism in Eukaryota, Fungi, Basidiomycota, Agaricomycetes, Russulales, Bondarzewiaceae. The record is from RefSeq and is a predicted model, not a curated record. Gene Ontology annotation, cellular component: SAM complex; outer membrane. Gene Ontology annotation, biological process: protein insertion into mitochondrial outer membrane. The transcript is spliced from 8 exons. The coding region runs from base 1 to 1329 and encodes 442 amino acids.